This is a messenger RNA of Colossoma macropomum (tambaqui), 3159 nucleotides long. RefSeq names its product PPFIA binding protein 2b (gene ppfibp2b). Gene Ontology annotation, molecular function: protein binding. The record is from RefSeq and is a predicted model, not a curated record. Gene Ontology annotation, biological process: neuromuscular junction development. Gene Ontology annotation, cellular component: presynaptic active zone. Lineage: Eukaryota; Metazoa; Chordata; Actinopteri; Characiformes; Serrasalmidae.
ACCCAAUGUUUCGAGGACAGAGACUUAGUGCUUGGUUGGUUUCUCGUGUGUCCUGAAGGAAUCGACCUGUUCUUCAUGGGCCACUUCACUUUCUGCCUGCCUUCCCUGAGAAGAUGGCUUCAACCAAACUACACACCCCAUGCAGUAGUUCAGUAGUCAUCAAGCAGAAUGGCAUCAGAUGCGAGUCACAUGUUGGAGGCAGCCUUGGAGCAGAUGGACGACAUUAUCGCAGGCUCCAAGGCCGUGGUGGAGUUCAGUAACGGCCUGUAUGAUCUUGGCUCUCCGGUCAGCGUGGGUCCUCUGCAGGUGCUGCAGCUGGCCGAGGAGCUGCGUGUGGCUCUGGAGCUUCAGGCCGGAGAUGAAGGCCAAGAGACGCUGCGCUCCCAGCUUCCGUGCUCCACCGCGCGGACCCUGCUGGACUGGCUGGAGAGAGGAACGGUCAACCUCCAGUCCCCGCCGAACAAUGAGACGUAUCAGCAGCGGUUGGAGAGAUUAGAGGGGGAUAAAGAGUCUCUGGUUCUGCAGGUGAGCGUCCUGACGGAGCAGGUGGAGGCGCAGGGAGAGAAGAUCAGAGAUCUGGAGGCCUCUCUGGAGGAGCACCACCACAAACUCAUCUCCACUGAGGAAAUGCUCCAGCAGGAGCUCCUGAGUCGAACCUCGUUAGAGACACAGAAGCUGGAUCUGAUAGAUGAAGUUUCAUAUCUGAAGCUGAAGCUGGUCAGUAUGGAGGAGGAACACGGACACACAGACGGAGACGACAAACAGCACAAAGCUGAGUGUGUGGUUAAUGUAAUUAGCGAGCUCCAGGAGCAGAUGCGUAAGUUCCAGCAGGAGAUCACCACGCGCAUCCAGGAGCAGCGGGCCCUCGAGGCUCAGGGAGAGGGGGCGUCCCAGCAGGAGCGCGACCGCAGCCCUGACGUGGGCUUGGGCUCAUCAGACGCCGAGGACUGCAGCUGCCGCUGUAGAGCUGCAGGAGAGAACGCUCUCCAGCAGGAGCUGCGUGUGUUGAAGACUAAAGUAGACGAGCUGGAGAGUGAGAAAUCUCAGUAUGAGAGGAAGCUGAAGGCCACCAAGGCUGAAAUCUCUGAGCUUCAGCAGCUACUGGCCUCUAAAGAUGCUGAAAUCGAGAGUCUCCAGAACCAGCUUCUGUCCAAAGGAAACAUCAGCAAUGACAGCAUAGAAAGAGAUGUAGAACUGCAGAGAAUGAAAAUCGGGAUGGAGUCACUGCUAGCAGCGAAUGAUGAAAAGGAUCGUCACAUAGAGGAGCUCACAGCACUCCUGGCCCAGUACAGGAAAGCCAAAGAUAUUAUGGCCUUCUCUCAAGUGUGUGGUGAUCGUUUGCUGUGUGGCAGCAGUGAGGAGGACCUGAGUGGGGCCCUGAGACUGCGACCUUUGGCCCAUAAAGCUCAUUCUGACAUUGUGCGAUCUGACCUGCAGAUGUCGACACCUCGAGGACCUUCUCCGUUCCUACUGCCUCCAGUGUGUCUACAGAAAGACCUGGAGUCCAACUGUCACGGUAUGCAGACCUCCAUGGAGAAUUCUGUGCUAUGCCCUGGUGACACAGCCUUUCACAACGGACAGCGGUCAACGCAGAGGAUGCUGUCUACUAGUUUAGAGGAGUUACAGAGUGGAUCCAAGCUGAGGCAUGUAAUGGGCCAACCAGUAGAGCCUGUUCUAAAGAAUCGGCAUGUUUCGGACAGCAGUAAGUACCGGACACUGCCGGGGAAGUUUUCUCGUCCGGAGCAGAAUGGAGAGAGGGAUCAGUACCCUUCUCCACUCCAGCUAUCACCCGAUGAGAGUGAGGACAGCGAGGUCAACCUGAGAAAAACAGAGAAGGCUGAUGAGUCCACGCUGUCUGACCUGUCGCCCAUGUCAUCAGGCAUUGACUCAGGCCAUCAGUCGCCAGUUUCUCCGGAGCAUAAGAAGAACCAGAAAGGCAUCCGGAAGCUGUGGGGAAAGAUCAGAAGGACUCAGUCCGGCAGUCUCCCUGCGGACAGUGUGGACAGUGCUGAUUUCAGGAGGGGAGGCUUCAGAGCCACCACAGGACCUCGGCUGGCCUGCGUGGGCAGCACAGACACUGCAAGCGAUGUGAACACUCCCUUCUCAAAGUGGUCAUGCGAUCAGGUGUGCACAUGGCUGGACGAUUAUGGACUGGGACAGUACGUCCCCAUGGCCAAACAGUGGGUCAGCAGCGGGCAGACUCUUCUCUCGGCCUCCCUACAUGACUUCGAAAAGGAGCUGGGGAUGAAGCACCCACUGCACAGGAAGAAGCUGCAGCUGGCCUUGCACUCCUUCACCACCAGACUGGAGGAGAAAUCCGCAGAACUGGACUAUGUCUGGGUCACACGAUGGCUGGAUGAUAUUGGUUUGCCGCAGUAUAAAGACCAGUUCCAUGAAGGCCGUGUGGACGGGCGGAUGCUACAGUACCUGACCGUGAAUGACCUGCUGCUUCUGAAAGUGAGCAGUCAGCUCCAUCACCUCAGUAUCAAAUGUGCCAUCCAUGUGCUUCACAUCAACAAGUUCAACCCCAACUGCCUGAAGAGGAGGCCAGGAGACGAGGCACAGAUGCAAAUGUCCCCCUCAGAGGUGAUGCAGUGGUCUAAUCACCGUGUGAUGGAGUGGCUACGGUCAGUGGACCUGGCUGAAUACGCACCCAACCUGCGGGGCAGCGGUGUUCAUGGUGGACUCAUAAUUUUGGAGCCGCGCUUUAACUCAGACACGCUGGCGAUGCUGCUGAAUAUCCCUCCCCAGAAGACCCUGCUGAGGAGGCACCUUGCCACCAACUUCGGCUCUCUGGUGGGAUCCCAGGCUCAGCUGGAUAAACGCGAGAACAUGGAGUCACCAGGAUACACACCGCUCUCCACCACAGCUAAAGUUCGGCCAAAGAAGCUGGGUUUUUCCAAUUUCGGCCACCUGCGCAAGAAGCGACCAGAUGACUCCAUGGACUACCUAUGUCCCCUGGAGGCAGCGCAGGCACAGGCUCUGCUGAACGGGACCCAGCGGCCCUACACGGGCUUCAGGGGUCUCAGCCCCAUCCUGGACCGGGACCCUGAGAGGCGGGAGCAGGUGGGGCCUCCACUCAGCUGAAGCUAAGCUAGCCAGCCCCCUCGAGCUUGCUGCCAAUUCCUUACCAUUCCCCAGUCAGCUGAACCAACUGCC